CAGUGUCCCGACAGCAAUCAAUAUGCGCGCCCCAGGCUCUUACUUUCCCAUCUUCCAAUCUACAGGCAACAUGCCAGAUCUACAAGGCAGGACUGCUAUCGUUACGGGAGCCCUUGAAUAUCGAUACUGCGAUAUGACGGACCUUAUCCAAGUACAAGAAGUCUUCUCUGCUCUAUGCGACGAGCUUCCUCGACUGGACCUGUGUAUAUUCGGCUCAGGAAUCGAUCAGGCUCACUUCACAACCGAUCUACACUGCAUAGAUGCUUAUUUUGGCAUGAUGUGGCUGGGUCAUUUCUACGCCAGCAACCUUCUCUGGCCUUUACUUCGCAAGACCUCCAGGAUACCUGAGGCAUCAGCUCCUCGAGUUAUCUUUGAAGCCCCAGGACAACAACGCCUACAAAGCAUCUCCGACGACUCAUCUAGCGACGAAGAAGACCUACGCCGCUCUGCUUACGAUGCAGAAGUUUGCUCUGAAAUCUUCCGCCGCUCGAAGACGAGCUUGAUCCUUGGUGUCAGGCAUGGUCUCGCCGAGCGUAUCGUCAAGCGCCACCAUGACAACAUCUAUGCACUCGCGGUUCAACCAUCAAAGAACUUGAUAGGUGCAGGCAGCCAAUAUAGAAGGGACAGUCAUUGGCAGCCUUCCGAUCUGUGCGAUCACAUUCUGGACACUCUUUCCAAGGAUACCAAGUUUGCGGUACGCAGCAGCUCACGCAUCACGCUCUACGCAGCCACAUCACCCGACGUGGAACAAAAGUACUUGAAUGGCGCAUAUUUAGUCGACGUUGGCAUCUCAGGACGCGANAAAGAUCUAGCCGCCGAUCCUUCGUUGGGUCCAGGUUUCUGGGACAUUAGCGAGAGAGCCAUCAAGGCGGUAGUCGGCAAGGACGCCAUGGUGCCUUGGGACCACGAGUGGGUGAAGUCACCAAAAGACACGGCUGCA
Messenger RNA from Aureobasidium musti, 940 nucleotides. The record is from the annotation of a GenBank genome assembly. NCBI's taxonomy places the organism in Eukaryota, Fungi, Ascomycota, Dothideomycetes, Dothideales, Saccotheciaceae.